UGAAAAUUGAAACCUACCCUACCUACCUGCUACCAACUGAAACUUUAUUUUCCUUUUUAAUUUACAACUUUACUUUUAAGAUAUAAAUUUUUUAAUAGUAUUUGAUUCUGACUUAUAAUAUAAAUAAAAUGAAUUUUAAACCGGUUACCCAUGUUUUAUUUGACUUAGAUGGACUUCUUAUUGAUUCUGAGAAGUACUAUACGAAAGCAUUCGAAAAUGUUUGCGCUAUGUUCGGAAAAACAUUCACCUGGGAUUUAAAGAAGAGUCUUCUGGGGUUCCAAGGGCAGGAAUGUGCUGAUAAUAUAAUUAAAUCUCUGGAUUUACCAAUCAAUAGAGAGGAGUUUUUGGCUGAAUGUCAAAAACAAUAUGAAGUCCUGUUUCCUAAUAUUCAAUUAAUGCCUGGUGCUACAAAGUUGAUUGAUCACUUGCAUAAAAAAGGAGUGCCUAUAGCUCUUGCUACAAGCUCAAGCCAAGACAGUGUUAAUAUAAAAAUGCAAAAUCACAAACAAUUUUUGGAGAAAUUCCACCACCUAACUAUGGGUUCCUCUGACCCAGAUGUGAAGAAAGGAAAACCAGACCCAGCUAUAUUUUUAGUCUGUGCUUCAAAGUUUCCUGAUAAUCCUAAACCAGAAAAUUGUCUUGUGUUUGAGGAUGCAGUGAAUGGAAUAAAGGCAGCCUGUGCAGCUAAUAUGCAAGUAGUUGUUAUUCCGGAUCCCCGGAUAGAACCAGAGCUCUUGACAGAUGCCACAUUAGUUCUAAGUUCCUUAGACGAAUUCCAACCAGAACUAUUUGGUUUACCUUCAUAUGAUUAGAGCAAUCUUAACUAUAAAAGAGUGUUAAAGAUCAUAAAUCUUGCAAGAAAGUGGGAGGCUCUUUUGCACAGGAUGCCAGCUAGAUUAUGGGUACCACAAUGGCGCCUAUUUCGACCGUGAAGCUGUAAUGUGUAAGCAUUAAUGUGUUUUGUCUGAAGGGCGCCGUAGCUAGUGAAAUUACUAGGCAUAUGAGACUUAACAACUGUCUCAAGAUCGCAGUUGUAGUGCCACUCAAAAUUUUUGGGUUUUUCAAGAAUCCUGACCAGCACUGCAUUGUAAUGGGUAGGGCAUAUCAAUUAUCAUCAGCUGAACGUUCUGCUCGUCUCGUCCCGUAGUUAGUUGCCACACCUAUACAAUUAUGAUGUUAAGGCGAUAAUUAUGAUACUAAAAUGUUUAUAGUAACAUUAUAUGACUACGUAGGUACCUACUAUAUAACUAGUUAACACGACUACCUCAAUGUUAUUUUUAAUAUAGUGUUAAAUUAAAAAUAUAUAAUCAUGUCGAAACGCCUAAGAAAAAAAAAGAAUCUUAACUAAAUAACUUCGCAAUUAUGUUUUAUUAUUUGCUACUUGUAUUUAGCUACUGUAAGAACUAGUCAGAUAUACUUUAGGAGAAAAUAUUAAAUCAAUAAAGUUUUUCUUGUGUA
Molecule: messenger RNA, 1458 nt
Organism: Leptidea sinapis
Lineage: Eukaryota; Metazoa; Arthropoda; Insecta; Lepidoptera; Pieridae
Product: pseudouridine-5'-phosphatase-like
Exons: 4
Coding region: 129-812 (227 amino acids)
Molecular function (GO): phosphatase activity
Source: RefSeq, a predicted model, not a curated record